Peromyscus eremicus (cactus mouse) is the source of this 2426-nucleotide messenger RNA. It is a transcript of the gene Tmem232, whose product is annotated as transmembrane protein 232. NCBI's taxonomy places the organism in Eukaryota, Metazoa, Chordata, Mammalia, Rodentia, Cricetidae. The transcript has 13 exons. The coding region runs from base 103 to 2082 and encodes 659 amino acids. The record is from RefSeq and is a predicted model, not a curated record.
CCAUCAUGGUAUUCCACACAGUAUUGCUUCUGACCAAGGAACUCACUUCACAGCCUCGAAGUAUGACUGAGGGCCCCCGAUCACGGACUCCAUUGGUCUUACAUGUUACCCACCAUCCUGAAGCAGCUCCCCGAGAGAACGAUGAGGCCAUCAUUUUCAAUCACCAAAGAGUUCAUAUUGAAAUUUAACCAUCCACAGACUCCAGCAGAAAAGGAAGAAUUAUUGGAACAAGCUAGAAGACUACUCAUUAGGUGUAAGAGGAAGCUGGGUCUCAAGAUGCUGGGCUCUGGGAAGCACGUGCAUCUUCCGACUGCAUGGGCAGAGGUCAUCUAUCUGGCUCAGUGCAAAGGGGAGAUUCAAGACGAAGCUUUAAAUAUGCUCCACGCCUCCCUGGACCACGUUUCCUUUGAUUGUGAUCAGCUUCCUGCCCUGUUUUUCCUCGCGGAAUCAGUUUUAUAUCGAUUGUGUUGUGAUGCAUUCAUGAAGGGCUUUUUAUAUUCAGUGGAAAUAAAACUGCUUAAGAUUGGCUACUUGAUCUUCUUACGACUUUUUGUAUUUUUCCUGCAUGGUCACUUGGAAAAUUUUAAACAACAUUUACUUAGGCUGCAACCAUAUUUAUACGCACUUUAUUUCUCUGAAGCCUCCUACCACAAGUAUCCAAACAUCUUCUCCAAUGUGCAGUUCAUUCUGAAAACAUCAGAAAUUAUAUGUAAAAGAGAACUUCAUUCUGAAACAGAAUGGGGAUGUACAGAUGGACCAGAGACCUUAUAUUCUGAUUUGGACCCUUUUGAGUUGAACAACGGGGGCUAUGAAGUCAACCACCUGCUUUGGCACUGCGUGGUUGCCUGGACUUGUGUUCAGAACAAUAGUCCUCGGCUGAAUAAAGUGCUUGAACAUCUCCUCCUCCACAAAUCGCAGCUUCAGACGAAAUGCUGGUUGGAUUCAGCACUGGCUUUGCUGGUCCUGGGGGAAGCUGCUAAGUUGAACAUGGCCUGCUUGAAAACACUGAUGGACCUAGUGAGCAGUUUCCUCUCCAGCAGCUUGUUUAUCCAGAACCAGGAAGAAAAUUAUAAGGCAUAUGACCUUUCCUGGGCCUCAGAGGUUAUCUUCACAUAUACAACAAUUAUUUCAGAAGUGUGCUUAUACGCGGCUACCUCUUCUCUGAGGAAAACAGCUUUGAUUGGGUUCUGUGACUGCACAAGUCUACAGAAGGAGGUUGUGCUCAUGGACAAGUCGGAAGAACCCCCAGAAUUAGAGGGAACAAGCAUUUUAAGUCUUUUGAAAUAUUUCUCUUCCAAGAUCUCUGUCAACUGUACUAAGGUGGUCUGGAUUGGAUACUAUGGCAUAGUAUAUAACCUGGUGAAGAUGUCAUGGGAACUUCAGGGUGAUGAAGAACAGGAUGGACUUAGAAACUUGAUAUGGCAAACACUCCAAAAGAUAAAGGAUUAUGAACAAGAUCCACGAAUCCAAAGCGCACUAACUAUAGCCCAUGCUGAAUUAAAUGACCCCAUUGACCCUUUUACGAGGUACAGCACAAAAGCUGCACCGAACCUAGGAGAAGAAGUUUUCUCUAAGUACAUUGGGUGGAGAGUUGCCAAUACCCUCUCCAAGCUCUUCUUCCCCUCUCUUGAUGCCUGUGACCACCCUUCAAAGGAGCCAGUGGACGUCCAUCUGCAAAGAAAGCGCAGAGUCAAAACACAACAGCCUGCAAAAAAGAGAGUUCUACGUUUUGUUGUAAAGGAUCAUACUUCUGUAUUAGAUAUUUCCAUGUUUCCGUAUCCAGAUUUCUUCACCAAGGCAGAUAAGAAAUUGGCAGAAAUCGUUGACCAUCAUUGGCAAAGAGACAUGGAUACCCUAAGGCGAGAAGAAGAAGCAUGUGAGGCCCAAAAACAGAAAGAUGAGGAGGAAAAGGAGAGAAUUCGCUUUCAAGAAAUUAUGAAGCAAAGAGAAAAGAAACUGAACAAGAAAACCAAACCCUACGAAGUCAUUUCAUUACAAAAAAAAGAUGACCCACGAAAGGAGAGCGGGUUCCGUAGGCUGGAAACAGCACCGGCAAUCCUAGCCAAGUGUGUUAAGUGGUAGGAAAGCAUUCUUAGAGUUAACUUGAGGCCGUUUUGAAAAAGGGCUUGUUAUUUUGGUACCAGUUAGUAGCCAUGGUGUAGUCUUAGGUUAAUAGUCGACUCUUCAUCACAUUCCGGGGAGGUAGUUUCACCAGCUGUCCCUGGGCGUCCCCUUGUUCUUGUAUAGCUCUUUGUUACACUAUAUUGAUAUCCACUGCCCUGUGAGAAGAACAUGAACUGAACAGUGACCAAUGAGGCAGGGCAUAAGGGCAGCGGGAUGAGAACUAUUCUUGAAAGCAUGAGUGAACAGAGGCUUGAACCCCUUUAAUCGCUUUUAUUCCAAUAAAAAAAGUUACAAUGACUCUA